AUGAGGAGUACACGAUCCAAUUCAUUCAAGUCAAAGUUCAAGAACACAGUAGAAAUGACCUUGAAUCUUGAAGAUGACUAUUAUGAUUUUGUUGUUGAACCUGAAGAACAAAUACAGGAAGAAGAACAACAUGUGAAACGAGAAAGAAGGUCAAAGAAAAAUCUUGAUAAAUCAGUUGAACGAAAGAAAAGUCCUAAACCUUUGAAUGAACUACUUUUGGAAAGAGAGAUAAGGUCGAAGAGGAAAUAUGAUAGAGUUCCAAUUGUAAAAAAUUUAAAGAAUAAGGGAAUUGAUGAAUCUGUCAAAGAGGAACAAGAAGAUAAUGUUAGAAAAACAAAUAAGGAAUAUCCACCUGGUUUAAGAUACCUUCCAACCAGAAUUAAAUGUGAUAAGAUCACUGCAGCUGUUAUGGGGAUGUCGCCAGAACAAAAACAAGCAAUCUUGAGAAUGGGUUUUGGAUCAAUUCUGCGAAUGAAUAUUACAAGUUAUCUGGGGCAACUAAGCUACUAUCUUUUAGAUGUGUAUGAUGCCGAUAGUAAAAGACUUGUCCUACAGAACUCUGUUAUUGAGAUAACAGAGCAAACAAUGCAUGAUAUGAUGGGGUUGCCAAUUGGUGGAGAAGACAUCAAUGAGUUGCCAUUGUGUGAUAAGGGACAUCAAAUUCUGGAAGAAUGGAGGGGAUAA
Molecule: messenger RNA, 684 nt
Organism: Lactuca saligna
Lineage: Eukaryota; Viridiplantae; Streptophyta; Magnoliopsida; Asterales; Asteraceae
Source: the annotation of a GenBank genome assembly